AUUUAAAGGCUGUGCAAAUUUGAAUUUUCAUAAGUUAAAAACUGUCUUUCUCUAGUUUUGAUUUUUAAUAUGUGUAUUUUGUAAACCAUUAAUUUCCUGUAUUAAUAUUUUACGAAGACAAUUCAACUAGCACUCACUUUUUAUCUAUUAAUUGCGUUUAUAUUAAGUACUGGACCACUUUAGCAAUGACAAAACCCAAUUCUGUGAAGUCUAAACUACAUGAUGAAAUUACUACUUAUAUGAAAAAUAAUACCAAAUGGUUUGAAUAUUUAAUAAACGAAUUGCCCUCAUCUUGGGAAAACUACAAUGGAUUUAUUGUAUUUUCAUUUCCCUCAUUUAUGAGUCACAUUUGGCUUGAAGCUGGACCUGGAAUUUGGCAGGUUAUUUGUAAAAGUCUUAAAGCACACAGCAUUGCAAUUAAAGGUAGAAUUCAGAAUGAUUCAUUUCGGACUCCUCAAGCAUGUUUAGUAUAUGGUAGUUCUCCUGUUAUUACAUAUAUUGAUAACAAAAUUAGGUAUUCUUGGAAUGUUGAAAAAACUAUGUUUUCUGCUGGCAAUGUGACUGAAAGGCAUAGAAUUGCUUCGUUAAAGUGUGAUAAUGAAGUUAUCGUUGAUCUUUUUGCUGGGAUUGGAUAUUUUACAUUACCUUUCUUAGUCCAUGCUAAUGCUAAAUUGGUACAUGCCUGUGAAUGGAAUCCUGACGCUAUUGACUCAUUGAGGAGAAAUCUUCGUCUAAACAAAGUUGAAGAUAAAUGCAAAAUAUAUGAAGGAGAUAACAGAAAGAUAAGCCCAAAGUUUGUUGCCAAUAGAGUUAAUAUUGGUUUGAUUCCUUCUUCUGAGAAAUUCUGGAAAACUGCUUGCGAAGCAUUGUUGCCAUCUGGUGGUAUUCUGUAUGUACAUCAGAAUAUCACUUCUCGAAUUUCGACCAACCAUGGAAAUUGUGAUUUUUGUAAAAUGCUUAAAGAAAGAAUCAAAUGCGACCUGGGUGGGAAGAUUGAAGUUCCAAAGAUAAAACUUUCAAAAAAUACCGACUUUGAAAUAGAGUUCGGAACUGAUUCGUGUAUAACAUGGAAGCAUUCAGAGUGGUUUGUUUUUUCGAUUCAUUUGUCUCAUAUUUUGAUAGGUAUUUUGGAAAAUAUUCACAAUUAUAAAUGGUUAGUCAGUGUUGAUGAUGUUGUUAAAGUGAAAUCUUAUGCACCACAUAUUGACCACUUAGUGUACACUGUUUCAUGCAAACCACAAAACUGAACGAUUUUAUCUGUGAUUGUAACUUGUUAAAUGUGUAAUCAUAAAUGUAAAAUUUUUUUAAACUUAUAAUGAUAUUUAAUCAUUUUUAUAAUAAAUAUAUUUUAGAUAUUAAAAAUUGCAAAUCGAC
This is a messenger RNA of Nezara viridula (southern green stink bug), 1374 nucleotides long. The record is from the annotation of a GenBank genome assembly. NCBI's taxonomy places the organism in Eukaryota, Metazoa, Arthropoda, Insecta, Hemiptera, Pentatomidae.